Cantharellus anzutake is the source of this 318-nucleotide messenger RNA. Its product is annotated as 60s ribosomal protein l31. Gene Ontology annotation, cellular component: mitochondrial large ribosomal subunit. The transcript has 4 exons. Gene Ontology annotation, molecular function: structural constituent of ribosome. The record is from RefSeq and is a predicted model, not a curated record. Bases 1 to 318 code for a protein of 105 amino acids. NCBI's taxonomy places the organism in Eukaryota, Fungi, Basidiomycota, Agaricomycetes, Cantharellales, Hydnaceae.
AUGUUUGGCGUUUUCAGACCUAGUAGCGUUAACUUUGGGGGCCUGUUAUGGAAGUCGCCAUGGCGGUUGUCCCCCACACGUAAAGCUAACCAAAGGCAUAGACUGAAGAAAGUCGAUAGCGUUAUCGAAGCCAUCCAGCAGAGUGGCGUUCAGUUAAGAGCCCUGACCAAGGCCCUGGCAUUGCCGAAAGAGCACGAGAUGCCUGCAAGAGACAAAUACACCACUUUCAACCGAAAAAGUCCUAAAUUCCGUAAGAGUGUACACAAAGUACCAAAGUUCACUCGGAUCACACUACGAGAAAAUCCAAAAGGCUUCUAA